Sesamum indicum (sesame) is the source of this 2250-nucleotide messenger RNA. RefSeq names its product protein LURP-one-related 5. Lineage: Eukaryota; Viridiplantae; Streptophyta; Magnoliopsida; Lamiales; Pedaliaceae. The record is from RefSeq and is a predicted model, not a curated record.
UAGAUGCCCACAUGUUGUAAUUUUUAUUUUUAAAUAAUAUUAGAGAAUUUAGAUAUUGGAUUGAUGUAUGGAGGAAAUCUUUGUUUUUGAUGCUUUCAGGUGUUGGAAUAUUGUACCCUAAUGCAAUCAUAAUUAUCUCAAGUACUAUGAAUUUGUAAGUGAAGAGGAUGAAAUCUAAAUGUUAGGUUAGGAAUAAGAUCUAAUUUUAUUCACUUCCCUCUUCUCCAUAAUCAUUAUAAAUUACAACAAAUUACCUUCGCUUCCACUCCAAGCUGCAAGCUGCACAUUUCUCACUCAUUCUCCACUCAGAUUUCAACAUCAAGAAAUCUCUCCGUCCACAUUUAUAAUCUAUUAAUUUAGCUCAGGAUGUCAAGGAGGAAUAACAGAAUCAUGAAGACUGGCGCGAUCGUGGAAGAGGGGUUUGUAUACCAACAACAAACCCAUCUCACUGUGUCGAAAACCUCCCUUUUCUUCGUCGGAGAUGGCUUCACCGCUUACGAUUCCAAGGGUUCACUCGUCUUCCGAGUCGACUCAUACGGUCCAUACGGCGGGGACACCGGCGAACUCGUUCUCAUGGACGCUGUCGGCCGGUGCAUCCUCACCGUCCGACGUAAGAGACCGAGCCUGCACCAGCGGUGGGAAGGCUUCGCCGGCGAGAGAACAGCGCAGAAGCCUCUGUUCAGCGUGCGUAGAUCCUCGAUGAUCGGACGGUCGAGCAUGACGGUGGAGGUAUACAGGAACGGAGGCGAGGAGUACCAGAUCGAGGGCUCCUUCGGCUGCCGCAAAUGCACCAUUUACAAUGCGGAGAGAGAAGCCGUGGCGGAGAUCCGGCGUAAGGUGGACGCUUGCGCCAAUGUCGUGCUCGGGAAAGACGUUUUCUUACUGACUCUGAAGCCGGGGUUUGAUGGUGCUUUUGCAAUGGGUUUGGUUUUGGUUCUUGAUCAGAUUCAUGGGGCAAAUCACGGGGAUGAUGAUGAAAAUGGCACCAGGGUGGCUGUAGGCCCCACCACUGAGGGGCGGGGCUGCCGUGUUUGUUGGGCAGAAAGAGGGUGGACGUGUGAUAAAGUUGUGAAUGGGAGCAGAGAAGCAAGCAAGGCAUCCUCCACCUCCACUACUGGAAUCUUCCUCGUACAAGUUGGCUUUCAUAGUUCCUCAUGCAAUCACAAGUCUUUCUUAAAUACUCAACAAUCAGCCUUAAUAUGUAUGGUUCGCAACACAUUUACUCUCCACUCAUCUCACAACCUAUAUAUAAAUGCAGUAGUUUGUCAUUGUUCACUCAAAUAGCUAGGAGGAGGUGUUUCUCUCCCCCACCAACACCCACAAGAUUUUGCUAUGUUGUCUCGAAUACAUUUCUUCUACUGCAUAGAGUGACUCCAACUCCUCACAUACGCCAACACCCUCCAAUUUCUUCAAGUCUCCCAUUAUCUACUCGCUCUGUCUCUCCUCAAGUGACCUAAUCCGUCUCCGCUCCACUCCAUUAAUUACACCAUCUGCUCCAACAACAGUCGAGAUUCUGGAGUAUGUCCACUCGACCCUGAUAAUGCAUUCAAACUCUGCUCAAUUAUUUGUUGGCACUCCUCAGUCAUCGUCCAGAGUGAUUCUAACUGUGGCUUGAAUGUGGUGUGAAACUGAGCAGUCUACGCAAUUGCCGAAUUCAGAAAGGGCGCAUGGUUGCAAAGAGCAAGCCACGUCUAUGUGGUAUACCGAUGCCAUAUAAAAUAAAUGCAUCAACUGUGGAUUGUUACAUGCUCAAUCCAAGCGUUGACGGAUUGUAACAGGGGAAUCUGACUGUUGCACCAUGUAAAUUUAGUACCCGAGAACCCAAAUCAUACAACCAUCUCGACUGUAAGGCUUGCUGAAAAUUUUGAAGUCGCCAAAUGUGUCGCAACUGCCUUCCAUCCUUUCCUGAAUGAACGAGAAUUUUGUUGUAAUCCUCUGUAUACAACCAUGAACACUGAGAUUGAUCGGAAAAGGCAGAUAAAAGCUACCACAAAAGAGAUGGUUUGCUAGCAUCAACCUUCCCGUGAAAACUAGUAAAUCGCCAUGGAUCCUCAUUCUGCUCAAGUUGUAUUGUACUAUCAAUGUGGUGAUCCGAAUAAGACUGCAAGUGAACUAGUUUAGACUUAUUCCAUAAUGUCGUAAUCUUCCAUUUUUCCCAUAUGUAUAUACACAAAAACUAUAAAGAUCCAAUGUUGUUUUAUUUGCUUAAAACAGCAAAUAAUUACACUUGGUUUCAACCAAGAAAAUCAA